AUGACAACUGCUGGUGUUGGAGAAUUAUCAGCCCUGAAUGCAAUUGCAGGAGCGUAUGCCGAGUACGUUCCCAUCGUGCACAUCGUGGGACAACCCAGUUUGAGAUCACAGCAGCAAAAGAAACUACUACAUCAUUCUCUUGGGGAUGGAAAUUUUGCGGCCAUCGCCAAAAUCUCGGCCGGGGUGACUGCCAACAGCGUACAGAUUAACUGCGCGAAGCAAGCCUCCAGGGUGAUCGAUGAUAUUAUCGCCCAGUGUUGGAACACCAGCAGACCGGUGUCAAUUACUCUACCUAUGGACAUGGUUCAUGCCCCAGUUUCAGCAGAGAAUCUGGCACGGCCAAUCGACCUGUCUUCCUCCACAAACGAUAUCGCUCAUGAAACUCUCGCUGUUGAUGCUAUCCACGAAGCUUUGCAGACGGCACACCGACCUAUUCUUCUGGUUGGCGGAUAUAAUGUACGUUUUACGAAGCAAAAGGAGGUGCAGUUGCUCGCUGAAAGGCUUGGACUGCCCGUUUUUCUAUCUGCGUCCGGUCGAGGCAUUAUCGACGAGGAACAUCCCAACUUCAAUGGACUCUACCUGGGAGACUGUUCAGAUCCACAUGUCGCAGAGAAGGUCCGGUCUUCUGAUUUGAUCAUCUCCAUUGGCAACAUUCACUCGGACUUGAACGUGGCAUCUGUGUCAUGGGGCUUUCAUCCAUCGACCAUGGUCGAGCUUCGGGAUGAAAUGAUCCACGUACAGGGCAAAAGCUACCCGGGACUGAACAGUGCGAGCCUUUUGCGGGCUCUCCUCCAACGUUUGCCUGACUGCUCUCCGGUGAAUACCCACGAGAAUGUGCUUUUUCCACCGAAAAAGAGCCCCUUCGAAACAAGCACUCUGCACCUGCCACCCAUCCCACCCGUGACUGUCAAUCAAGAGCGGGUAUCUCAAGGCGGCUUGCUGAACAGUGAGUCACGACGUAUGGCGCAUACACUAAGCUACAGCGAGGAAGGCCCUCUAAGCCAUGAUUGGCUGUGGCCCGCGCUGAGCAGCUGGCUACGUCCCAAUGACACGGUCAUCGCUGAAACAGGCACCUCCAACUUCGGUAUCUGGUCUACCAAGUUGCCUCGUGCUGUCACGUUCAUCAGUCAGUAUGUCUGGGCGAGUGUUGGGUACUCUCUGGGUGCUUGCCAAGGAGCCGCCGCAGCAGUCCAGGACUCGACCAGUCCCGAUCGACGAACCGUUCUAUUCAUUGGUGACGGGAGUUUUCAAUUCACCUGCCAGGAGUUGAGUACAAUCAUCAAGCAGAAUCUGUCGCCGAUUAUCUUCGUGAUCUGCAACCAAGGCUACACCGUUGAACGGCUUAUCCAUGGCUGGAAUGAAUCUUAUAAUGACAUCCAGGAGUGGCAACCCCGGAAACUGCUAGAGGUGUUUGGCGCGGAUCAGGGAUCCUACCAAACACACCAAGUUCGAACCAAGGCUGAGUUUUCUGCUCUUCUACAAGAUCCAUCUUUCAACGACAAGCAGGUUCUUCGGUUCGUCGAGCUGCACAUGGAUCGGGACGAUGCGCCAUCUGAUCUCAAGACACUCGCUCAACAGCUUGUAGCACGGGACUCGAGCUCAAAGGGGACAAAUUGA
Messenger RNA from Penicillium nucicola, 1617 nucleotides. RefSeq names its product pyruvate decarboxylase-like protein. The transcript has 3 exons. NCBI's taxonomy places the organism in Eukaryota, Fungi, Ascomycota, Eurotiomycetes, Eurotiales, Aspergillaceae. The record is from RefSeq and is a predicted model, not a curated record. Gene Ontology annotation, molecular function: thiamine pyrophosphate binding; carboxy-lyase activity; magnesium ion binding. The coding region runs from base 1 to 1617 and encodes 538 amino acids.